AUGUGUUAUAUUGUUCCAGCUGGUCUUGUCAAACGUGGACGUGGAGCUGAAGUAUUAUGACCUUGGUCUGCCGUGCCGCGACCAGACAGACGACCAGGUCACCAUUGACUCAGCCAUCGCCACCAUGAAGUACAACGUGGCUGUCAAGUGUGCCACCAUCACCCCGGAUGAAGCCAGAGUCGAUGAGUUCAAGCUGAAGAAGAUGUGGAAGAGUCCCAACGGAAGCAUCAGGAACAUUCUGGGCGGAACCGUCUUCCGAGAGCCGAUCAUCUGCAAGAACAUUCCCCGUCUGGUCCCUGGUUGGACGCAGCCAAUAACGAUCGGCAGACACGCCUUUGGUGACCAGUACAGAGCCACUGACUUUGUGAUCACCAAGCCAGGGAAGUUUAAGAUGGUGUUCACCCCAGCUGAUGGCAGCAAGGGGAGUGAGUGGGAGGUCUUUGACUUCGUCUCAGGAGGCUGUGGGUUGGGCAUGUACAAUACUGAUGAGUCCAUCACAGGGUUUGCCCACAGCUGUUUCCAGUAUGCCAUCAAUAAGAGGUGGCCUCUAUACAUGAGCACUAAGAACACCAUCCUUAAGUACUACGACGGACGCUUCAAGGAUAUCUUCCAGGAGAUCUUUGAGGAGAACUACAAGCCAGAGUUUGACAGGCUGAAGAUCUGGUACGAGCACCGCCUCAUUGAUGACAUGGUGGCACAAGUCCUCAAGUCCUCCGGAGCCUUCGUCUGGGCCUGCAAGAACUACGAUGGAGACGUUCAGUCUGACAUAUUGGCUCAAGGUUUUGGCUCCCUGGGUCUAAUGACGUCAGUGUUGGUGUGUCCUGAUGGGAAGACCAUUGAGGCAGAGGCAGCCCACGGCACUGUGACACGGCACUACCGCCAACACCAGAGGGGCCGACCCACCAGCACCAACCCCAUCGCCAGUAUCUUUGCCUGGACCAGAGGGCUGGAACACCGAGGGAAACUGGAUGGAAACCCAGACCUCAUCAGGUUCUCCCAGACUCUGGAGAGGGUGUGUGUGGAGAUCGUGGAGAGUGGUGUGAUGACCAAGGACCUGGCCGGCUGCAUCCACGGCCUGGCCAACUGCAAGCUGAAUGAACAUUACGUCAACACAUCCGACUUUCUGGACGCCAUCAGGACCAACCUGGACAAGGCUCUGGGCAAGUGAAGAGGAGGAGGACAACACCAACACCACAAAACAAACUAACACUACCUUAGAUUAGAUCUGUGUUGCUGCCAUGUUGUGGUGUCUCUCUGUAGUGUUGUGGUGUUUCUCUGUAGUGUUGUGGUGUCUCUCUUUAUGUAGUGUUGUGGUGUCUCUCUUUAUGUAGUGUUGUGGUGUCUC
Messenger RNA from Oncorhynchus mykiss (rainbow trout), 1345 nucleotides. Lineage: Eukaryota; Metazoa; Chordata; Actinopteri; Salmoniformes; Salmonidae. The record is from RefSeq and is a predicted model, not a curated record.